UACAAUAUAGUAGGGCUGAUGGCGAGGGCAACAGAAGUGAAAAAUAUUAUAUAAAACUUAGCAGUUAGUUUUUUUGUCUUAUAUUAUACAUAUUUCAGAUUCCAAAAAUCUCGCAUACUAUCAUAUCAGAACAAAAGAUGCAGAAUGUAGCUCAAAGUAAUAUAUGCAAUGAGAUUAAAGACGAAAUCAAGGAAGUUGGGAAAAUUCAUUCAGACUCGUCGUCACCAUUGAGUGGAAACUUGAGCAGCGAAAGGGGGCAAUUUUCUUCUCUGAACUCAAAUUUCAUGGCAGACUUGUCUGAUAGUGAAGACGACGAAGUUUCAGAGGUUGAAUCAUUCAUCUUAGAUCAAGCAGACUUGGAUGAAGAACCAGUACUGGAUAAUACAUCAAAAUUCUUGUUACCUGGAGAAGGUGCAGAAACCCUAGAGCUGCAUAGUAUAGAUCCAGAAACCAGGGCAGAGUUAGAAGCUUUUUUUAAAGUACCUGGCGCAUUUGCCAUUGAUAAGCAGUGUUCCAAUUCAGAAGGCUUACGGGCUGUAAGAAACCUGACUUCAGUAACUUCUGCUUUGGAUGAGGCAGCAGCUGUACUUACUGGGAGGAAGGUGGACACAACUGGGAUGUUUCCAUGUGAUGGAGGAAGAUCACUGGCAGAAGCUUGUAGUGAGGGAGACUUGAAAGCUGUUCAGCAAUUGUUGUGUGAAGGUUGUAAUAUUAAUGAAGUUACUGACAAAGGCGAGAGUUUGUUAUCAUUAGCUUGCCUAUCUGGGUACUAUGAACUUGUUCAACUGCUUCUCAUGCAGACCAGCGUUGAAGACCGUGGUUUAAAAGAUACCACACCUCUAAUGGAAGCAGCAAGUGCAGGUCAUGUGGAUAUUGUUAAAUUACUUAUUGACCAUUCAGCUGAUGUCAAUGCUCAGACAAACCAAGGAAACACCCCUCUGAUGUACGCAUGUGCAGGAGGUCAUGAGGAGGUGGUAAAGGUACUUCUAGAAUCUGGGGCCAACGUUGAGGAUCACAAUGAAAAUGGCCAUACACCACUUAUGGAAGCAGCUAGUGCGGGGCAUGUUGGUGUAGCAAAGAUUCUGGUUGAACAUGGGGCUAGUAUUAACACUCACUCCAACGAAUUCAAAGAAAGUGCCCUCACUUUAGCUUGCUAUAAAGGUCAUCUAGAAAUGGUUCGGUUCCUUUUAGAGGCUGGUGCUGACCAAGAACACAAAACUGAUGAAAUGCACACAGCUCUAAUGGAAGCCUCUAUGGAUGGCCAUGUUGAAGUGGCUAAGCUUCUGUUGGAUUCUGGGGCUCAGGUGAAUAUGCCUGCUGACAGCUUUGAAUCACCGUUAACUUUAGCAGCUUGUGGUGGACAUGUAGAAUUGGCUACUUUGCUUUUAGAAAGAGGUGCAAACAUUGAGGAAGUCAAUGAUGAAGGGUAUACACCAUUAAUGGAAGCUUCCAGAGAAGGUCAUGAAGAAAUGGUUGCUCUACUCCUAAGCCAAGGUGCAGACAUUAAUGCUCAGACAGAAGAAACCCAGGAAACUGCUCUUACUCUAGCAUGUUGUGGAGGUUUUCUGGAAGUUGCAGAAUUCCUUGUCAAAGCUGGUGCUGACAAUGAAUUGGGAGCAAGUACUCCCUUGAUGGAAGCUGCACAGGAAGGACAUUUAGAACUUGUUAGAUAUCUCAUUAAUUCAGGUGCCAAUGUGAAUGCUCAAACUACAACUGGAGAUACUGCUUUGACCUAUGCAUGUGAAAAUGGACAUACAGAUGUAGCAGACUUACUUCUCCAAGCUGGAGCAGAACUGGAGCAUGAAUCUGAGGGAGGAAGAACACCUUUGAUGAAAGCAGCUCGUGCAGGACGAUUGUGUACCGUCCGAUUUCUCAUUAGCAAAAAGGCAUGUGUCAACAAGCAGACAACAAAUAAUGACCAUACCCCUCUUUCUUUAGCAUGUGCAGGUGGAAACCUGGAGGUUGUUGAACUUUUACUGAGUCAUGGUGCUGAUCCAACUCAUAAGUUGAAGGACAACUCUACUAUGUUAAUUGAGGCUGCUAAAGGAGGCCAUACAACAGUUGUUCAGCUGUUGUUAGAUUAUCCGGGCAAUCUUCUUUCUUCAUCGCUUCCACCUUCUGACGUAAAUCAGUUAACAGCAUCUGGCUCAGAUCUUACUGAGGCCCCUCGGGUGCCACCUCAUGGGCUUCAAGUAAUUACACCACAAGAGAUGGACCAGGCUGUACCUGCUGGUCACACGUAUCUUACUAACGUCCAAACUGUUCCUCAUAUCCAUGAGCCUGUACAAGUGAAAGAUGCCUUACAGUGUAAUACUGCGCAAGUUAAUGCUAAACAAAAUAUGCAAAAGUUAGUACAGAAGAAGCUAGCGAUGUCACGAGGUCUAGAGGCCCCCUCUUCCUUGCCUGGAGAAAUGCAGUCUUUAAAAUGGCCACUUCCCCAGACCAAACCUUGUGCUGCUGCUCAGACCACCUCUGUUAGCAUUCAGGCAGAUGUUACUGCGCAGGAAUCCAUACAAGAGUGUAGUGAGAUGAGAACUAGUGGAGCAGGCAGUGAAAUCAAGGAGGACAAGGACCUAAAGCCCUGUGAGAAACUUGAGGCUUGCAUUAACACCAUGAUGAAGAAAGCUGAAAGACUGAAUCCUAGCCGAGAGGAACAAAUAAUUCAAAAACAACAAAUUCUUGAAGAGUUACAACGAGUUGAGAGAGAGCUUCAGGAAAAGGCCCAAACACAGUUAUACUUAAGCGCUCAACAACAACAGCAACACCAUAUACAAGCUUUAGCUGCUGCUUCCCAAACAGUCUCAGCAGUUCCUAUCUCUGGUGCCCUUCCACCCAGCUCUAACUAUGGUCAGCAAGUGCUUCUAGCCAACACCACACUUCUUGACAUGGGGCCACUUUCCACAUCUGUAAUACCUGAUUUUUCUGGAAGCCUUCUUAGCUUAAAAUCUGCUGCACACCAUAUUACUGCACCAGCUACUUUUCAAACUCUUCAGACACAACAAUUGUACCAACAACCAAAUGUUCAAAACCAGUUUGUUAAUCUGGCAACGUCUGUUUCUGAGCAUGUUAAAGCUAGAGUUAACAAACAAGCUUCUAAACAAGCUAAAAACAAUGUACUUAAACAGCAGCAGUCUCCCAUCUUACAAAAUAAAUCACAGCCACUUCAUUUUUCUGGUGAAGCUUUUGAUCAUUCUGAAGAAAUAGAAAAGAUGAAUAUGAGAAAUGUAGCAAUAUCUGACCCUCAGUAUUUGUUACAGCAGGGCCCCCAGCAACAAUGUAUGUUUCCAGAUUUUUCUCAAAACUUGAAUGUGAGAGGAAGCACUCAUCUUUCUGAAAGCUCUUCUGAUAUUUUGUUGCAACCUGCUGGUAGCAUUAGAUUUACCAUGGACCCAACCCAGACUCAUUCAGUUCCAAUCAUAGAUCCUGUAGCUGUCAGUCAAGCAUUAGCACUUCAGCAGCAGCAGUUACAACAACAACAGCUUCAAAAUCAGCAGCAACAGAAAAGUGUACAACAAGAAAAUAAAAGACAACAGUAUGGGGAGAAACAAAAUAAAGCAAUGAAAAGUAAGAACUCUAAAUCACAACAAACCCAGCAAGUAACUCAGCUUGUAAGUCACCAACAGUUUGUUUUACAACAACCACAAAUCCAAGCUAAUACCAGAUCAGCCUUAUCUACUUCAGAAUCUCCCCUUUCUUUAGUGAGUAACCUUUCAAUGGAUACAGCCAGUAUUCCUGCAUUAGGAGGGUUGGUCCCUCCUUCAUUCCCAGUUUCCUUAGCUUUACCUGCAACAUACACCUCUUCAGCUGGCGGCAGUAGUUCCCGAUGUGGGGCAGUAUUUACACCAAGUUUUUCUAUUGAAGAUGGUUUGAUGGUGACCAGUCCUGCAAGAUCUCUUCAUGACACCUUAGGUGAUAUUUUAUCCAGUUCUACUACUCAUCUAGCUGGGAGUCCUCAGGAAGUAUUAGGCUGCCAAGCUUCUGUACAAGCCCAUUGUGUAAAUCCUUCUGUUGCUACUACUGGUGCUGCUUUAGGUGUUAAUAUGGGAAUGGGAUUAACCAUGACCUCAUUUCCAGCAGUUAGGUAUCCAACAACCACUUUACCUUUAGCCUUCCACGAAUUAGCCCCAGAAGUGACAUCAGCCAUUCCUAAUCUUGGUUUGGGUGUUGUGUCCACCACUGGUAUGGUUCCUACAUACCAUCACCACUCACAACUGAGUCAGUCUGUGGCAGGAACUACAACUGCUUGUGCUCAAGUACAGCCCUCCAUGCUCCCUCCUCUUGACCUUGAUUCUCAGACAGAUAGCAAUCAUGAUACUGCUCUAACCUUGGCAUGUGCUGGUGGUCAUGAAGAACUUUCAACUCUUUUGCUUCAGAGGGGAGCCAAUAUGGAACACAAAGACAAAAAAGGCUUCACUUCACUUAUGUUAGCAGCUACAGCAGGGCAUGGAGCAGUGGUAGAGAUUCUCAUCAAUCAUGGCACUGACAUAGAAGCUCAGUCAGAGCGAACCAAAGACACUGCCCUGUCCUUAGCUUGUUCUGGAGGUCGUUUUGAGGUAGUAGAAAUUUUACUGGCAAGAGGAGCUAACAAAGAACAUAGGAAUGUAUCAGAUUAUACUCCUCUUAGCCUUGCUGCCUCAGGUGGAUAUGUAAACAUUAUCAAACUCUUGUUAAAUCAAGGUGCUGAGAUUAACUCCAGGUAUAGAUUAACAUCUCGUAAUCGCAACAAGUAUGAUGCUGAACAGACUGGACUUACUCCUUUGAUGGAAGCUGCUUCUGGUGGUUAUGUGGAAGUUGGUCGCGUUCUCUUAGACAAAGGGGCUGAUGUUAAUGCACCACCUGUUCCAUCAUCUAGGGACACUGCUCUAACAAUUGCUGCAGACAAGGGUCAUUUUCGUUUUGUUGAGGUUCUAUUAUCAAGAGGAGCUGCUGUUGAUGUAAAAAACAAGAAAGGCAAUUCUCCUCUGUGGCUAGCAGCAAAUGGUGGACAUCUAGAUGUAGUCCAGCUUUUAGUUAAUGCUGGUGCUGACAUUGACAGCCAGGACAAUAGAAAAGUGUCUUGUUUGAUGGCAGCAUUUAAAAAAGGACAUAUAAAACUUGUAAAAUGGAUGGUAAAACAUGUCUCCCAGUAUCCAUUAGACCAAGAAAUGACUAGAUAUAUUGCCACCUUAAGUGAUAAGGAGCUCCACAAGAAGUGUAACCAAGCUUUGGAAAACAUUAGAACAGCUAAAGAGAGGCAAGCUGCUGAAGCUAACAAAUAUGCUAGUAUUCUUUUAGAAGAGCUUGAUAAAGAACGUUCUAGAGAAGAAAGCCGAAAAGCUGCUGCAGCUCGUAGAAGGGAAAAGAAAAGAAAGAAAAAGAAAGAACGGCUGGAACAAUUCCGAGCUGCUAGUACAACUACACCUGAAUGGAAGAAACUUGAAGAAAACAUGAACCAGGUAAUGAGUAGUGAGCUAAAGCAUCUUAAACCUCAGAGUAGUCAGUCUGAUGGUGAAGAUGAUGAUUAUGAUGAUGACGAUGAUAGUGAAGAUGAAGAUGGAGAAGAAGUAAACAGAGUGAUUGUAGUUACAGCUGCUGAAGGUGAAGCCAUUGUUAGUCGAGAAACCUCAAGUAGUAGUCCUGUCAUAUCCAAACAAGAGGUUUCUAAGCAAAUACUGCCAAACAAUAACAAGUUAGAAUCUGCAGCAAAAGGUAAAAGUCAAGAGUCGAAUAUUACCAUAACUGGCAUAGAAGCUGAAGAAAGUCAAGAUUUCCAAAGGUCUAGUCCAGAAAAUAGUGGAACAGAUAAAAAAAAAGAAAGGCCAAAAAGACCAGAAAAGAAGAGAGAUCUUUGUGCUAAGGAGAGUAAACCACCAAGUGAUAGGGAUUGUAAAGAGAAGUCAGAUACAGAAAGAAUUGUUAAAAAACAGCCUGAAGUAAAUUCACACCAAUCAUUUAUAUCUAUUGCAUCCAGGAGCCAAAAGAAACGGAAUCAAAAAAAACAGUAUUCCUCCUGUAGUCUCAGGUGCUACAACAACUGCCACUAUUGUAUCUAGACCCAUACCAAAGCAAUUUUUUCUACUGUUGGAAGUUCCUUUAUAACCACAUCUGAAUCAAAAGCAUGUACAAGUAACAACAAAAAUCACCAGAAAGAAACUAAUAAAGAUGUACUUGUAAAUGGAAUGAAGAGCACCCCUGUAUCUGAUUUAGAUGAUUUUGGUGUUUUAUCUCGUAAUGCAGAAAGAAAUAAGGAGACACAGGAAAACAAGGUAUCCACUAUAUCUUCUCUUGAAAAGCUAAAGGUGGAACCCCAUUCAGAUGUGUCGCUGUCAGAGAGACCUCAUAGUCCUACAACAACAAUUUUUUCUGUAAGAGGAUUUUCUCCUCUUACUACACUAACUUCUCCCAAGAAAGGACAACGACGAGAGGAAGGCUGGAAAGAAGUGGUUCGUCGGUCCAAAAAAAUGUCAGUACCAUCCAGUGCUAUUAGCCGAGUUAUUGGCAAAGGAGGCUGCAAUAUCAAUACCAUCUGUGAAGUAUCUGGUGCACAUAUUGAAGUGGAAAAACAAAAGGGCCAGGGAGAUAGAACAUUAAUUAUCAGAGGUUCCCAGGAAGCUACCAGACAGGCAAAUCAGCUGAUUGCAUCCUUGAUCAAAGAAGCUAAUUGUGAACUUCCUGAAAUCAUAGCAAAUGCUGGCUUAUCCAGAUCUGCAAGCACUUCUGCUGUAUCCCUUGGGAGUGAAGGAAUGAAGGUAAUGACAGGAAUUACCACAGCAUUGUCCACACUUAGUAAGUUAGGGAUGUCACAUCAACUGGGAACUUUAAAGUCAUCUAGUAGUACUUCACUGAACAUCAGUCAAGCCUCGGCCAUCCCUCCUCCAAGUCUGCCAGUAUCUGUUGCUGCUCCAUUUUCUAAUCAGCCAAGACUUCCAGGAAGCCCUACCUUUAUAGUUCGCCCACCCAUAUCUGUAAGUGGUACUGUGAGAGCACCACCUUUUCCAACUAAUUAUCAAAAUGCCUGGGUUGGAGCUAACUCUUUAGGGAAGAAUCUUGCUGUCACAUCUUCACAUCUCAAUUCCUCAGGGGUUCCAUUAUCCAUACAACCAGACACUCUUCAAGCCAUAGUGAAUACUACCACAAGUAAAUGCCCUGCUGUCCGAUUGCUGUUUCCCAAAGAACGAAAUAUGAUAGGGAGCCAAAAUAGUACCACCAUCAAUACCAAAGCUACAGUUUCUUAUACAAUAGCUGAAAUCUCACAGAGAAAGUCUUCUAAGACUCUUCCAGUCUAUAACAACACUGUAUCUAUCAGGCCUACUUUGGCUGCAGCUGACACGAAAUUGACUCUUACUGCAUUGAGCCAGCUAGGAAAUUUGACAGCAACUGCUUCAAAUAGCAUUCAGAGUUCCACAGAGUUCUCACCAACUCAGUCCUUGAUUCAACCCUUUCCCGUGUCUGAAUCAUCAAGCCACAUAAGAACACAAAAUAAUAAGAUGGUUAUUCAAAUUACACAAACAUCAGUGGUUCAGCACCAGACAAAAAUUACCAGUGGUCAACCAGUAAUGCAACAGGCUCUUAUAACAAAUGGUGUAAGAGCAACUGAAGAAUUACCAGUCUCUCAGUACACACCUUUUCAUAAUCAUUUUAGCAAAGUGGUUGAACAUAGUGUAUGGGGACAAAAGGAGACCAAACCCAACUUUGCUAGUGUUGCUGCUGCAGGGAUUACUUCAGUAGCAAUGAACGCCCAAAACUCAAAUCCUGUCCAAACUUCCCUCUCUUUGUCUCUUCCGCAGACCACUGACUACAAGGUUGAUGCAGCUAAAGCUCCUGGUUAUCGUGGCAACCUUCAUGUUUCCCCCUGUGGAUUAAGUAAUUCAUUUAGUGUGGGUGGAAUCAGUCAACCAGUUUCUGUUAAUACCAACUACAGACUCAUAGGAAGUGGGCCUCGAAGUGCUCCUUGCACACCACCUUUGGGUCCUAUAGGAACUCCAUCUAGUUCAAUUCCUUUGAAGCAUGGUGGCAUUUCUGUCAUUGCCAGUCUUGGUGAGUCAAGAUCAUCUCCUGAUUCCCACCACUUUCCAGACAAUGAAAUGGUUAGCAGUAUGGAUGGAAGUUGUACAGUUUCAUCCUAUGCCUCUGUCUCUCGGGUACUAAGUGCUUCUCAAGUGACAGCAGAAGCCUUGUAUCAGUCUCAAGCCAUGCAAGGCCUUAAUAUGAAUCUACCUAUGAACAACCAUUUUGCAAGGAUUCAUGACUUUUCACCAGCCUCAGGAGUUCAUUUUCCUGGUCCAUCACUUGGUACUCGUACAGAUACCACUUUCAGCCAGCAUACACCCUUAUCAUCUGUAGGAUCUGUGGCUUCUGACAGCACUUCUGACUGUAGUACAACUAAUAGUACUAACUCUCAUGUUUUUCAAAGCAAUUUAAAUCCUAAUGCUCCAGACUUUUCUAGUCGUACCUCUUUACUGGUAGCCCAUCAAAACUCUCAUGGGCCAUCUGUUGCUUCUCGCAUGACCAAUGUACAUGCACCUUACCAUGAAAGUACCCAGACAACCCAAAACCCUGGUAAUAUGAUACAUGUGAUAGCUGGUGGGGCAAAUGUCAAUCACCAGCUACCAUUUCACAAUGGAUUCUUUGCUCCAAAUGGAAAACGCUACCCAUUUCCACUCUCCCAUGUGCAACAGAACCUAACAGAGUAUAAUCCUCAUCCUCCUCCUGGUCCAGUUGGGUCAAUCCCACCCAGUAUGGCUGGUCCAGGGUUCAAUGCAGAAGCAUUAAAACUCAUAACAACAAUGGGAGGAUUUCCAACACCACCACAUCCAGCCCAAGCAAUGCAACAUCCCAUGGGUGUUUUACCACAUCACUUUACUAACAUGGCUCAAGUUAUGGAACUAAGACAGAACCAGAUAUCUACUUAUACAACUCCAUCGAUUGGGACCUCUGCCAAAGAUGGAGGCUCACCAGUGGUUGCUGCUUCUCCCUCGGGUUCACCUCAAGGCAGCAAUCUUGGAUCUCCAGUUGGAGUGGGGAGUGAUCAUCCUGGAAUUGUAUGCGAAGAUAGAAAACUGCCAAGACCAAUAGGAACAGAACGAGCUCAGAAGAAAAAUCCAACAUUUGCAAGUUUGUCAGAAGUUCCAGAUAUAUGGUCCUAUGGUGCAAGUAAGAUAAAUGAUAUCAGCUCAGCAGGAGAUUGGAUCCAUCAAAUACCUUCAGGUAUAGCAGCAAUGCAAACACUCUCACAGGAGGAUCCCCAUCCACACAUACUGCACAAUAAUUACAUGAGUGGCAGGUAUGGGGAAAACCUAGUAUCAGUGACACAACAAAGCUCUUCAUUAGAGCAGUCUUACCAGUCUAUGAAUAUAGUCACCCCAGGAGGAGGAGGUUAUUCUCCAUAUUUGAAUGGUAUGCCAGUACCUCACGUCUUGACCACUCAUCUGUAUUCUCAUGCUAAUGGAAGUCUUGCAACAGGAAUGGAGGUUGGAGGAGAACUGUGGCAUGCUCCUUCCAAAGUGGUGUUACCUAACAUUGGAGACAACCUUUCCUGUGACCAUAAAAUGGUCAGUAUCUGGAUGGACAAUGUGUAUGCUUUCAACUAAAGUACAAAUAGGAUGGCUUAAUAAAUGUCUUGCCACCCAGUGAUUUAUGGGAAUGAAAGCUUGGCAUAAGUGGAACCAGCAUCUGGCAUGAGUGAUGUUUUUGUUGUUUUUUUUCCUGGAUUAGCAUCUUUACCACCUUGGGUUCCCUUUUUUUCCUGUAGAUUUUUCCUCUGUAUCCAGGUGGGGAACUCAAAAGACAUUGUUUAGACUAAUGAAGACAAAUGCUUUAGGUUUUUGUGGAAUUUAAUUUCCUGCUGUGAAACUUCUUUACAGUUGUUAUGAAGAUAUAUAUUAAAAGUUUAAAAGGAUUUAGGUGUGGUUAAAUAUAUUAUAUUGCUUGAAAUGUUGGUAAAUAAACUGUCAGAGAUAUUAUUUCAGGUUGGAUUGUACUUGAGAACUUGACCUACUAGUAAAAGUUUCCCACCAGUGAA
Molecule: messenger RNA, 10000 nt
Organism: Limulus polyphemus (Atlantic horseshoe crab)
Lineage: Eukaryota; Metazoa; Arthropoda; Merostomata; Xiphosura; Limulidae
Product: ankyrin repeat domain-containing protein 17-like
Biological process (GO): innate immune response
Cellular component (GO): cytoplasm
Molecular function (GO): RNA binding; protein binding
Source: RefSeq, a predicted model, not a curated record